Messenger RNA from Copidosoma floridanum, 1414 nucleotides. Its product is annotated as BRISC complex subunit FAM175B. Gene Ontology annotation, molecular function: polyubiquitin modification-dependent protein binding; microtubule binding. Gene Ontology annotation, cellular component: nucleus. Lineage: Eukaryota; Metazoa; Arthropoda; Insecta; Hymenoptera; Encyrtidae. The record is from RefSeq and is a predicted model, not a curated record. Gene Ontology annotation, biological process: attachment of spindle microtubules to kinetochore; protein K63-linked deubiquitination; mitotic spindle assembly.
UUUCUAUUUUAUUUAUUAUUUACACGCAAAUAAGUACUUAGUUAAUACUUCAAAAACAGUCUCAACUGCAGUUGCACGCGAGCAUGCGUAGGACUGUUGGAACAUGGUUUAAUAGGGCAUAUCAUCGUGCUACAGAAACAAUUAAAAAGUAGUAGUGUCGUGCCUAUGAUUGUUCCUGGACUUAUAUGGUAAACAUGACCACCGAAGAUCUGAUUGUUACUAUUUCGGGGCCUGCGUUUUCCAUGUUACUGUAUGAAAACACUAAGAUUCACGACCAGAUUGGCUUUCUCCUCGGCGAAGUUGUUGUUUAUGUUUCAAAACAAGUCACAGACUCUGACAGAGAUGUGGAAACAACAAGGCAACACAUAAAUAUAAAAAAUGUGCUGUCCCAUCCAAUAGGGACACCAUUUUUCGACACUAUUGGUCGUGUAAAUCAAGAAAAAUUGAGAUUUUUCUUGAAGGACAAUGUAGACAAGGUUGUUGGGUGGUAUCGUUACCAAGAGAAUUUCCGUAUAGUUUCAUCAACAAGGGAUAAAGCCUUACAUUAUUAUUUAUCGAAAUUUUUUACCAAUAAUGAAACGAGUAAAUUAGUGUCGGAAGAAAAUUUCAUAUUCUGCAACUUGACUACUUCUUUGUCUACUAAUAAUGGCACACAUAAAUUCAAGCAACUUUUCCAGCGGAUAAAAGAUGAUAAAUUAGUACCAGUGUCACUUAGAAUAAAUAACUUGGGAGCUGAUGCAUCCAGACCUGAUGGUUCAGAUUAUAAACCAGUUCUUCACCUAUCUUCAUGUAAAUCUGAUGCUUUUCAACAAGUGUAUGAUUCAAUAAGUUCUGAUUUGAAAAGGACAUCUGGAGUUGAGUCAGUCACGUUGAUUCAAAAAGCUGCUGAAAAAAUAUUACAACAGCUAAUCCCAGAAGUUACUAAAACCGAUCGAAUGGUAUCACUGCUUGAAGAUAAACUGUUUCAUCUUCGUAAUGACUAUUACCGCAAAAUAAAUGAAAAAGCGCAGUUGACAGCUCAAAUGAGAAAGAUGGAAGUCGAUGACACCAAAACAGAAGUUGAAACUCCGGCAUCACCGGAACAUGACUCCCCAACGUCACCUGUUAUUUUUGAUUCUCCCAAAAGCCGAACGACUACAAAAACUUUCAUGAGCAAAUCAUCAAAGCUUGAGAAAGGCGAUAAUGCAAUGGAACAAACAACGACGCAUAAGGAAGAGGUAGUAACCUGCAGUAAUAAAAAUGCACUGGUAAUGAUGAGACCUACUAAAUCACCACCGUUGCCGGCUACGAGAGGGAAUCACCGUACCGAUCCUAGUGCGUUAAAGAUCUCUAGCAUGGGUCGAGGAGCCAGCCUGUGUUUACGUCUCUCGCAAGAUAGCGAAUCUGGUCGUUCUUGAUUUUUCUUUGCAUCGUA